Messenger RNA from Suillus discolor, 297 nucleotides. RefSeq lists its product as uncharacterized. The transcript has 2 exons. Lineage: Eukaryota; Fungi; Basidiomycota; Agaricomycetes; Boletales; Suillaceae. The record is from RefSeq and is a predicted model, not a curated record. Bases 1 to 297 code for a protein of 98 amino acids.
AUGGCAUUUACUAUCGAAGCCAGCGUGGACCCUCAAGUUUAUGUCUCAGAGAAGGAAGAGCAGAAUGUGUAUGUUCCUGAGAACUACCAUAUCCCUGAUGGCACUACCCCCAAUCUCGAGACAUACAUGUACUAUGCCAAGAUUCAACGUGAUAAGGAGGCCCUAUCUGCAAAGAAUGAUACUGAAGGUGGCCUUUGGACCAACUCUGAUGGGAAGAACGUAACUCCUCCCUCAGAUGAGGGGGGCAGCCGCUCUAGUCACCGCAGACGAGUACUGUGCUGCUUUGGGGGCUCUUAG